GGUAACCUGUCCCGGCGGUGAUAUUUCACUUCCUGCCAAUCCGUAAAGAUCUUUUCUAGCUGUGAUUGUUAGUGAAUUCGCAUCUGUAGAGCUAUCGCGAUGAAGUACUUGCUACUUCUGGUUCUGGGUGUGUUCCUGUGUACAGGAAUUCACCAUGUGCGAGCGGAAACCGACGAUGACGAGACGCUGCCGAUGGUGGACAAAGAUCUGGGGGCGUCGAAACAGGCCUCGAGGACCGACUCGGAGGCAGUGAAACGUGAGGAAGAAGCCAUCAAACUGGACGGAUUAAACGUAGCACAGAUCAAGGAACUGCGGGAAAAGUCGGAAAAGUUCACCUUCCAGGCGGAGGUGAACCGCAUGAUGAAACUCAUCAUCAACUCGCUGUACCGCAACAAGGAGAUCUUCCUGCGUGAGUUGAUCUCCAACGCCUCGGAUGCGCUCGAUAAGAUCCGUCUGCUGUCCCUCACCGAUCCGUCCGUGCUGGAUAGUAAUCGCAACCUGGAGGUCAAGAUCAAGGCAGACAAGGAGGGCAAGGUGUUGCACAUUAUCGAUACCGGUAUCGGUAUGACAAAGCAGGAUCUGGUGAACAACCUGGGUACGAUCGCGAAAUCUGGCACGGCCGAUUUUCUGUCCAAGAUGCAGGAUAAGGAGAAGGCGGACGGACAGGAUGUGAACGACAUGAUUGGCCAGUUCGGUGUCGGAUUCUACUCGGCGUUCCUCGUGGCCGAUCGGGUCGUAGUGACGACGAAGCACAACGACGACAAGCAGUACAUUUGGGAGUCGGACGCGGCCAGCUUCAGCAUCGUCGAGGAUCCGCGCGGUAACACGCUCGAGCGCGGCUCCCAAGUCACGCUGCACCUGAAGGAGGAGGCGCUUGAUUUCCUGGAGGACGAUACGGUCAAGCAGCUGAUCAAGAAGUACUCGCAAUUCAUCAACUUCCCCAUCUACAUGUGGACGAGCAAGGAGGUUGAGGAGGAGGUGGCAGUUGAGGAGGAAACGAGCGAAAAGCCAGAGACGACCAAAGAGGACAGCGCCGAUGAGGAGGAUGAUGCGAAGGUCGAGGAGGAAGAGGCAUCCGAGAGCGACAAACCGAAGACGAAGAAGGUGAAGAAGACGGUGUGGAACUGGGAAAUCAUGAACGACAGCAAACCGAUCUGGACCCGCAAAGUGAGCGAGGUUGAGGAAGACGAGUACAACGAGUUCUACAAGAGCCUUACCAAGGACACCUCGGAGCCGCUGGCGCACACGCACUUCAUCGCGGAAGGCGAGGUCACGUUCAAGUCGCUGCUGUUCAUCCCGAAGGUGCAACCGUCGGAGAGCUUCAACAAGUACGGUACGAAGGCGGACAACAUCAAGCUGUACGUGCGGCGUGUGUUCAUUACGGACGAGUUUAACGACAUGAUGCCAAACUACCUCAACUUUAUCCGCGGUGUCGUCGACUCGGACGAUCUGCCGUUGAACGUUUCGCGUGAGACCCUGCAGCAACACAAGCUGAUCAAGGUGAUCAAGAAGAAGCUCGUCCGCAAGGCGCUCGACAUGAUCAAGAAGAUCGACAAGGAGCAGUACGAGAAGUUCUGGAAGGAGUUCUCCACCAACAUCAAGCUGGGCAUCAUGGAGGAUCCGAGCAACCGGUCCCGGUUGGCGAAGCUGCUGCGCUUCCAGUCGUCCUCGACGAAUAACAAGGAAUACACGAGCCUCUCGGAUUAUGUCACGCGCAUGAAACCGAAGCAGGAAAACAUCUACUUCAUUGCCGGACCGAAUCGCGCCGAGAUCGAGAAGUCGCCCUUCGUUGAGCGGCUGCUUACCCGCGGGUACGAGGUCCUGUUCCUGGUGGAGGCCGUCGAUGAGUACAGCAUUUCCGCGCUGCCAGAGUUCGAUGGCAAGCGCUUCCAGAACGUCGCGAAGGAGGGCUUCACGCUGAACGAGUCGGAGGAGUCGAAGGCACGCUUCGAGGAGCUGAAGACCGAGUAUGAGCCGUUGCUGAAGUGGUUGAAUGACGUGGCGCUGAAGGACAAAAUUGCUAAGGCGCAGCUGUCCGAGCGGCUGUCCAAUUCACCGUGCGCUCUGGUUGCCUCGAUGUUUGGCUGGACCGGUAACAUGGAGCGUUUGGCCCUGGCCAACGCUCAUCAGAAGACGGAUGAUCCGCAGCGGCACUACUAUUUGAACCAGAAGAAAACACUCGAGAUCAACCCGCGCCACCCGCUGAUGCGCGAGUUGCUGCGACGUGUCGAUAGCGACUCGGACGAUCUCGUGGCCAAGGAUAUGGCUGUGCUGAUGUUCAAUACGGCCACUCUGCGGUCUGGCUUCCAGCUGCCCGAAACUGCGGACUUCGCUGACAGCAUCGAGCGUAUGAUGCGGCAAACGCUUGGCGUCUCGCUGGACGAGAAGCCCGAACAGGAAGAGUUCGUGGACGAACCGGUUGCUGAUGAGGCUGGUGGAGCCGAUGAGGAAGAGGAGUCGAUCGAUGCUGACGGAGAUCAUGACGAGCUGUAGAGGGUACCAACGAGAGUACCAAGUCUCUGAGCAAGGACACACACCUGUGCCACUUGCCCUAUAACUUCUAGACGGCCCAUUUCGUCGUGGCCUCCGAGUCUUCGCAUGACUGAUGAAUUUGUGUGUGUAUUGUAUUGUAUGUAAGCAAAAUGGACGUAGGUGCGUUUUGUUAGUAUCGUAUUACCGCAGGACGAUACAAGGACUGAGUUUCUGGAUUCGUCCGCUCGGAUGAGCAGCAGCGCUAACCGACUUGAAGAGGAAAACGGUUCACCAAGGGCAUAGAGCGUAGAGCAGGACAAAUUUUAUUGUCCCGCUUACUUAUCCUUCCGGCAUACAAGAACAUUAAUCGCUGCCGGUCAAACGACACUGCUGCAAUCGAAAACACUCCUUACUAUACAUUAAGAACUAUUAGUAUGCCUUCGGUUUUUUUGUUUGUUAUUUGUGAUUACGUUAAAGUAUGCUAUUUUUUCCUCUCGUCAAAAGCCAUUAGGGAAAUAAUGGCGAGCGAAAGGGUUUUCUUUUUCUCGGUAAUUUCACAUGCGUAUGAACACAUCUAGCUAAAAUAGAUAUAUGGAACAACAGGGGUAACCGAGAGAGAUAUGGGAGUGCGGAGGAAGCAAAGAAACAAAAAUAAAACGAUCAAGAACAAUAACGA
This is a messenger RNA of Anopheles nili, 3148 nucleotides long. It is a transcript of the gene Gp93, whose product is annotated as endoplasmin. NCBI's taxonomy places the organism in Eukaryota, Metazoa, Arthropoda, Insecta, Diptera, Culicidae. The record is from RefSeq and is a predicted model, not a curated record. Gene Ontology annotation, molecular function: ATP binding; ATP-dependent protein folding chaperone; ATP hydrolysis activity. Gene Ontology annotation, biological process: protein folding. The transcript is spliced from 2 exons. The coding region runs from base 100 to 2493 and encodes 797 amino acids.